Messenger RNA from Anolis sagrei ordinatus, 2284 nucleotides. RefSeq names its product tripartite motif-containing protein 10-like. Gene Ontology annotation, cellular component: cytoplasm. The record is from RefSeq and is a predicted model, not a curated record. Gene Ontology annotation, molecular function: protein binding; zinc ion binding; ubiquitin protein ligase activity. Gene Ontology annotation, biological process: regulation of gene expression; innate immune response; protein ubiquitination. Lineage: Eukaryota; Metazoa; Chordata; Lepidosauria; Squamata; Anolidae.
CCCAUGGCUGCUGCUGAAGAUCUCCUUGAUGAACUGACUUGUCCCAUUUGCCUGGACUAUUUUGAGGACCCCAUCACCUUGGCAGAAUGCGGGCACAAUUUCUGCCGGUCCUGCCUGACACAAUGCCAUGGAAGAAGAAGAAGAAGAAAAGCUGCCUGUCCCCAAUGCAGAAAACUUUUUCAAAUAGAAAACCUCAUUACAAACCGGCACCUGAGGAAUGUGGUGGAGAUUGCCAAGAAAAUGCAGGAAGGGAGAGGGAAGGAAGGAGGGGGGCAUGUCUGCGAGAAGCACCAGGAGCCCCUGAAGCUGUUCUGCAAAGAAGAUGAAGUCCUCAUCUGUGUGGUGUGUGACAGAGCCAAGGCGCACAAGGCCCAUGAGGUUGUUCCUCUGGAAGAGGCUCCCCAGGAAUACAAGGAAAAGAUUGAAAAUUAUCUGAAGAGUCUGAAGAAAUUGCAAAAGGAAAUGUGUGCAUUGAAAACUCAGACAGACACAGAAAGCCAAGACCUGCUUAAGCAAACACAAGCAGGCAGAAAGAAAAUGGUGGCUGCAUUCAAAGAGCUGCAUCGGUUUUUGGAAGAACAAGAGAAGCUUCUGCUCUCUCAGAUGGAAGAGGUGGAGAAGGAGAUUGCUAGCAGAAGAGACAAGCACAUGGCCAAUUUGUCAGAGGAACUCUCUAGUCUUGAAAAUAUCAUCAGAGAGAUGGAGUUGAAGUGUCUUCAGCCAGCAAGUGAAUUUCUGCAGCGCUUGCUUGCCAUGGCCUCACCUGUGUCGGUGGUGGAUUUGAAAGAAGAUGCCCUCUGUCCCCUUUGCAAGCAGUACCUGACAGACCCGGUCCUGAUGGACUGCGGCCACAACUUCUGUCGGACCUGCAUCUCCGACUAUUAUGUCUCCCAGAAAGAAAAAGGAGGGCCUUUGCAGUGUCCGGUAUGCAACUCGCCCAUCCAAGAAGGGAAUCUCCGGCCGAACCAGCAACUGGGUAGCAUAGUUGAGAAACUCAAGAAACUCCCAGCCCUCAAAGUAGGAAAGGACUACCUGUGUGCAAAACACAAGGAGAAAUUGAACCUCUUUUGCGAGGAUGAUGAAGAACUGGUCUGCUUGAUUUGUGAACGCUCCCCGGAGCAUGCCUCGCACACCGUGCAACUUGCAGAAGACGCUGUCGAAAAGUACAAGAUCCAGAUGCGUGUCCGCUUAGUGAAGCUCAAGCAGCUGAAAGAAGAAUUGGGGACAACUCCGAGAGAUGCGGAAAAAGAAACUUUUGACAUGCUUAAGAUGGUAGAAAAAGAAAAGGAAAAGACCACAGUGGAAUUUAAAAAAUUGCAUGGAUUUCUAGAUGAGCAGCAGAACCUUCUUCUGACGCAGAUGCAAGAGCUGCAAAAGGAGGUCGCCAGGAAGAGGAAGCACUACGUGUCCAGCCUCUCCGAGGAAAUGAUCUCCUUGACAAAAUUAAUUGAGGAAAUACAGCAGACCUGUGAGCAGCCAGCUACUGAAUUCCUCAUGGAUUUCAAGCUGAAUUUCCAGAGGUGUGAUGCAGCAUGUCAGGAUUCAGCCAGUUUUCCUCUUGAGUUAAAGUGGAAACUCUGGGAGUUCUGUGACACAAAUCUUUCGCUGGAUAGCAUGUCACGCCGAUACAGAGACGCUUUCGCCUGUGGAUUUCAGCCGCAAAAAGAAAAAAUAACUCUGGACCCAAGCACAGCCCACCCCCAGCUCAUCCUGUCAGAAGAGAACACAAGUGUGAGAAUGGGUGAAUUUUAUAAGAAAUUUCCCAAAAGUCCUGAGAGAUUUGACGAAUGGCCUUUCGUUCUGGGAUACGAGGGAUUUGCAGAAGGCCGACACUUUUGGGAAGUCACUGUGGUGAACGAAGACACAUGGGGAGUAGGAGUUGCCAAAAGCUCAGUGCAGAGAAAAGGCGAUAUCAACUUUAGUCCCGAAGGGGGUUUCUGGGCCGUGGGGAAGUGGGAGGGGAACUAUACAGCUUACAACCCCCCCUUCUAUACCCUUAUGACUUUGCACAGAGAGCCCAAAAGGAUACGGGUAUUCCUCAACUGUGAUGGCGGUUGGGUGAGCUUCUUUGAUGCAGAUACCGCAUCCCCCCUGUUUUCGUAUUCUGCAGCUUCAUUCUUUGGGGAGACACUUCUCCCUUUCUUUUAUGUGUUUGGGAAAGCCCAGCUCAACUUAGCCACCAUCCAGAGUUAACACAACUUUAUAACCCCUGCUUAUGUUACGUACCUGAUUAACUAAUAAGAACAAGAAACAGAAACAUUGCAAUUGUACAAAAAUCUCAAAA